Drosophila serrata is the source of this 2922-nucleotide messenger RNA. RefSeq lists its product as uncharacterized. The record is from RefSeq and is a predicted model, not a curated record. NCBI's taxonomy places the organism in Eukaryota, Metazoa, Arthropoda, Insecta, Diptera, Drosophilidae. Gene Ontology annotation, biological process: microtubule cytoskeleton organization; protein phosphorylation; intracellular signal transduction. Gene Ontology annotation, molecular function: tau-protein kinase activity; ATP binding. Gene Ontology annotation, cellular component: cytoplasm.
CUGCUGGCUCUUGCCGAUGAAGAAGGAAACCGAACACCAGCUGGGACGUAUCCUCGCCAACUAGCAAACAAGGACGAAACAGGGGCACACGAUCGGAGCGAAGGAUCACAAAGGACUCGUGCCACGCCAGGCAGGGGGUUGGUGAUAGCGCCUCCUAAAAAGGAAUUCCAACUCAUGCGGUCGGGGGUCGAGACAAAGUGAUCCUGGCGCAAGGAGCAGGACAGGACGGACAGGAGUUGCUUAUCAGCCAUGCAGCCAGAAACCGGGGUGGCUGAGGGUUGAAACUCCGGUCUUAUCUUAAAGCUCGAAGGGUGUCGAAAUCGAGCAGAUGUGCAAACAAACACCACAACACCGCUGAUGGAUGACUGACGGAGAACCACUCGUUACGCCUUGAGGGGAGGCACCAGUUUCCACCGAUCGACGCGUGCCCGACACACUCGGAGAUCCUAAACAAUAAUCCAACUAAGCAACCAUUGACUGAGCAUUAAAAUUCCAACCUGGAUACGAAUUUAGAAGUAUUAUAAUGUCGCUGGAGAACAGCUUCGAAGCAUUAGACUUCACUUUGGCUACCGAGAGUGCGGCGAAAGUAGUGCCAGAUAUCGAUAGAGUAUCGGCCGAUCAAGCACCGAUGACAGCAGCAAAUAAAUACAAAUCUUCCGAUAAGGAAAACGAACCGGACCCCCACCACCUUACUAAUGCGCCGGGUACCAUUAUGACCACUGGCGCGGUAGCUCAACCAGCCACGCCAACGGUAGCCACUGCCACGUCUGCAACCGCGACCCCCGCUGGCAAGGAUGCCACCGACGGGGGCACGGGAGAGCUCAAAUUCCAGUCGUAUGUAAACGGCAACGGCAAUGGUGUAUACAAGAUCAUGAAAACGCUGGGAAAAGGCAAUUUUGCCAAAGUUAAGCUAGCGUUGCAUGUACCCACCGGCCGGGAGGUGGCCAUCAAAGUGAUUGACAAGACGCAGCUGAACACUAGCGCGCGCCAGAAGUUGUACCGCGAAGUCAAGAUCAUGAAGCUGCUGAAUCACCCGAAUAUCAUUCGCCUCUUCCAGGUGAUCGAGUCGGAGCGUACGCUGUACCUGGUGAUGGAGUAUGCCAGCCGGGGCGAGCUCUUCGAUCAUCUGGUGAAGAACGGCAGGAUGCGUGAGCGUGAUGCUCGGGUGAUCUUUCGGCAGCUGGUGUCUGCAAUUCAGUAUUGCCACAGCAAGUUUGUGGUGCAUCGUGACCUCAAGGCGGAGAAUCUGCUACUUGACCAACAUCUGAACAUUAAGAUUGCGGACUUUGGCUUUGGCAAUACCUUCGAUCCGAAUGCGCACAUGGAGACGUUUUGUGGCAGUCCGCCAUAUGCCGCACCGGAACUCUUCAUGGGCCGGAAGUACGCCGGGCCGGAGGUGGAUGCCUGGUCCCUGGGCGUGGUUUUGUACACCUUGGUGUCAGGAUCUCUGCCCUUCGAUGGUGGCACUCUGAAAGAGCUGCGCGAUCGCGUCUUGCGGGGCAAAUAUCGAGUGCCCUACUACAUUUCCAUGGACUGCGAGAAUCUGAUGCGCAAGUUCUUGGUCCUGAAUCCUGCCAAGCGCACAUCGCUGUCGGCCGUCAUGUCCGACAAGUGGAUUAAUCUGGGCCAUGACGAGAACGACCGCCUCCGUGUGUAUCGGGAGAAGCCACUGGAUCUGCAGGAUCCCGAUCGCUACGAUGUGCUGGUAUCCAUGGGCCACAAGCACCGCGAUGUGGUCAAGUCGGUGAAGGGGCAGCUCUUUGACGACAUCUACUGCUCCUACAUGCUUCUCGACGUGGCCAAGCCGCGCCACUCGCAGCGCCACGCGCGAUCCUCGAGCGAUGUGAGCAGUACUCCUCCACAGAUUGGACUACCACAACCCUCGAUCACCACGCCCACUGUGACCAUAGCACAGGUUACACUGGCCCUGGACAACAGUCCGCCGCCCACUCAAUCCCAAACUAGUCGCCCCAUAGCGUCUCGCCUGACCAAUGGCCAUACCACGACCUCGACCUCAACGCCUCCAGCGGGUCCACCUGCCAAGCCCACCCGCCGCACUCCCGCUCGCAAGGCCUCUGGUCCCGCGUGUGGCCAAGGACGAUCAGAGGCAACAAGUCAGUCCAAGCGGGGGGCGGCAGGUGUCACGGUGGAUGUCAAGCCCACUUUGCUGAGUGCCCAGCGUAAGCUGGCUCAGACCCAGAAGCUAGCCAGCACGCCGCCUCGCUACCAAUACUCCGGAGCCCAAACCCCAAGCACUGCCCAGGGAAUCUCUAGAAGACCCACCACGCUGUACGAGAAGGCAGAGCCGCCGAAUGGCUCUCCCCUCCUGGUGCCCAAGUCACCGGCCAUUGGCGGGCGUCUGUUGGAUCGACUUCAGGGAGCAGCUGGCACUGAGAGAUCCUCCGACAAACCCUUCACCCGACAAAACGCUGUGCGAUCCACCUUCCACUUUGGACAGGGUCGCAGUGGCAAGCGGGGAGCUGGAGCUGGGAACGGAGCUCCGGGAGAGGACGAUCACUAUCAGACGCCGCCACUGUCCGCUGAUGAUACCAAACCAGCCUCCCGGGUGGGUUUCUUCUCGAAACUAACUGCACGGUUUGGCCGCCGGGUGAUCCAUCUGAACGAGAAGGAUGUCACCGAGCAGCGAAAGAAUCUCACCAAAUAGCCAGGUGGCCGUCGGAUAGCAAUCAAUAGAAAUAGAGAAAGUGAAUAGAUAAGGAGAGACUGCCCGUAGACCCAUAAGUGAUAUUUGCGGACAACGGAUCAUGUGGUAUAUCUUACGAAAUUGACUAAAAUCUAGCAUAAUGGUUAAAUGAAAAUAUGUUGCAAGCUGCGGUGAUCGUCUUCGAACUGAACUUGAAACUUUAAUUAAUGAAUCCUUAACUGAGCAGCAUUAGAUAUAUUGAUUGAAUGAAUAAACGA